Molecule: messenger RNA, 1683 nt
Organism: Erythranthe guttata (spotted monkey flower)
Lineage: Eukaryota; Viridiplantae; Streptophyta; Magnoliopsida; Lamiales; Phrymaceae
Product: isocitrate dehydrogenase [NADP]
Biological process (GO): isocitrate metabolic process; NADP+ metabolic process
Cellular component (GO): mitochondrion
Molecular function (GO): isocitrate dehydrogenase (NADP+) activity; magnesium ion binding; NAD binding
Source: RefSeq, a predicted model, not a curated record
UGUUCUUUUCCAAAAAAAUAAAAUUAACCGGCCCGAGUUGUAUUAAAGCAGCAACUCAGUAGCUGUGGCAACGGCAGAGCAUAUGCCGGAAAAGCAAAACAAAGCAGUUCCCCUUUUUAGUUUUUUUUCACUCAGUAAUCGUUGCUAAAAUUCAGUAGAUUUCGGAUUAGAGAAUCAAGGAAGAUUGAUUUUCGCGCCAAUUGACCAUGGCCUUCGACAAGAUCAAAGUCGAUAACCCCAUCGUAGAGAUGGACGGUGAUGAAAUGACUCGAGUGAUCUGGAAAUAUAUCAAAGAAAAGCUUAUUCUUCCAUUUCUGGAGCUAGAUAUAAAGUAUUUUGACCUCGGUCUUCCUCACCGUGAUGCUACCGACGAUAAGGUUACAAUCGAAAGUGCGGAAGCUACCCUUAAGUACAAUGUGGCAAUUAAAUGUGCAACCAUUACUCCAGACGAGGCACGUGUUAAAGAGUUCAACUUGAAACAAAUGUGGAAGAGUCCAAACGGAACCAUUCGAAACAUCUUAAAUGGGACAGUAUUUAGAGAACCAAUCAUGUGCAAGAACAUUCCUCGCCUUGUUCCAGGUUGGACCAAACCAAUAUGCAUCGGGAGACAUGCUUUUGGCGAUCAAUAUCGAGCUACUGAUUUAGUCGUUCAAGGAGCUGGAAAACUUAAAAUGGUGUUUGUGCCAACUAGAGGUGACGAGACAAUAGAGCUGGAAGUGUUCAACUUUACUGGUGCAGGUGGUGUAGCUCUGUCGAUGUAUAACACUGACGAGUCAAUUCGUGCUUUUGCCGAGGCUUCAAUGAACACGGCUUACCUGAAACAGUGGCCACUUUACCUUAGCACCAAAAAUACCAUUCUAAAGAAAUAUGAUGGAAGAUUUAAGGAAAUUUUCCAAGAAGUUUACGAAAGAGAAUGGAGGUCCAAAUUCGAGGCUGCUGGAAUCUGGUACGAGCAUCGUCUAAUAGAUGAUAUGGUAGCUUAUGCUCUAAAGAGCGAAGGAGGCUAUGUCUGGGCAUGCAAGAAUUACGAUGGAGAUGUUCAAAGUGAUUUUUUAGCCCAAGGAUUUGGAUCUCUUGGUCUGAUGACAUCAGUGCUGGUUUGCCCAGAUGGAAAAACAAUUGAGGCAGAGGCAGCACAUGGCACAGUUACACGUCAUUAUCGUGUUCACCAAAAAGGAGGUGAAACGAGCACUAAUAGCAUAGCCUCCAUUUUCGCCUGGUCACGAGGGCUUGCACACAGGGCAAAGUUGGAUGAGAACGCUCGACUAUUGGAUUUUACGGAGAAAUUAGAAACUUCCUGUAUUGCGAGUGUUGAGUCGGGAAAAAUGACCAAGGAUCUUGCUAUUCUUCUUCAUGGACCAAAGGUGAAUAGAGAUCAGUACUUGAAUACUGAGGAGUUCAUUGAUGAGGUUGCUGAGGAAUUGCGAGGUAGACUGUUGAAAAGGGCAAAACUGUAAUUUCACCUAAGCUCUGUUGAGAAGGGCAAAACUGUACUUUCACUCAAGAACUUGAUGCCAUUACAUAAUUUCCAAACAGGUUAUAUACAUUGAUGCUAUAAAGCAGGAAAUGUAAUUUAAUUCGUCAAAAGCGUGUUUUGUAGCAGUGAAUGCUACUACUGUAGUAAAUGAAUGCCCUCUUUGAGGUCUUAUUUGGAAAAUAUUACUUAAAUACCCUUAGUAAUUA